This is a messenger RNA of Olea europaea var. sylvestris, 1140 nucleotides long. RefSeq names its product zinc finger BED domain-containing protein RICESLEEPER 4-like. Gene Ontology annotation, molecular function: protein dimerization activity. Bases 1 to 1140 code for a protein of 379 amino acids. NCBI's taxonomy places the organism in Eukaryota, Viridiplantae, Streptophyta, Magnoliopsida, Lamiales, Oleaceae. The record is from RefSeq and is a predicted model, not a curated record. The transcript is spliced from 6 exons.
AUGGAUUUUACAAGUGAUGAAGUUAAUCAGUUUGGCGGUAGUUCGAGUACUCCAUCUAACUACGAUGCAUGUGAAAAUGAAAGAUUUCAUGAAAGAAUGGCUGCAUACGUGGCUGCAGCAGAGAUGCCGCUUACGAUAAUAGACUUAAUACACUUUAUCCGACUCGUGCAGAAAUAUCUCCAACCGAGUUGUAAUAGAAAAUGUUAUAUUGCUACUACGGCUCAUUAUAUUGAUCACCUGUGGCUUUUACAUAAAAGAAUUAUUGCAUUCAGAUGUGUAGAAUUUCCCCAUAAUGCCACUAAUAUAUACAUGGUUUUAAAAGAUAUCAUACAGGAAUAUGAUAAAAUUAGACAAGCAAUGAAUUUUAUUACUGUAUCACCAGCAAGAAAACAAGCAUUUAAUAGUUUGUGUGCAGAGUAUGGAUUACAGGAGAAAUCAUUUGCCACUGAUGUAACACAUAAAUGGAACUCUACAUAUCUUAUGUUACAUUCGUGUGAAAAUUACGAUAAAGUGAUUUCACUAUAUUAUAAUGGUAGGCAUACACUCGGACCCGAACAUAAUUUGGAAGAUUGGGAUUGGACUAUUGAAGAGUUGCCUUCUUUAUUUCUUUUAGCUUCAGUAAUGGACCCUCGACUUAAUUUAACUGGCACAAAAACUACUGUAAAGGGGAUAUCAGAUUUUUUGAAUAUAGAAUUAUUACACGUGCAUAUAGAAUCUUUUUUAUGUGAAAUGUAUAAUUAUUAUGCUGAAAAGGAAGAUAGCAAUACAAGUGCUCCUUCAUUUAGUUCUAGUUCUAGCUCAUCAACAUCUAGAGCGAUCAAUAUUGGUGGUACAAAUCUUGAAAUUCUUUCUGAGUUAACAAAUCUUGAAAUUCCUUCUGAGUUAGCUAGGUAUAUGUGCGUGGAUGUUCGUAGUGUGUUGCAAUCGCACGAAUUACAAGAAUUUAGUCUUUUAAAUUGGUGGAGAUGUAACGAAAGGCAAUAUCCAAUUGUAUCAAAAAUUGCACGUGAUCUACUAACACCUCCGGUGUCUACGGAAGCAUCGGAGGCUGCAUUCAGUUUAGGUGGUCGAAUUUUAUCAGAUGAACGAUCAAGACUAAAAGAAGAUAUAUUGGAGGUUUUGAUAUGUUUGAAGGAUUGA